This is a messenger RNA of Heterostelium album PN500, 1116 nucleotides long. RefSeq names its product putative protein serine/threonine kinase. The coding region runs from base 1 to 1116 and encodes 371 amino acids. Gene Ontology annotation, biological process: signal transduction; peptidyl-serine phosphorylation. Gene Ontology annotation, cellular component: nucleus; cytoplasm. Gene Ontology annotation, molecular function: ATP binding; protein serine/threonine kinase activity. The record is from RefSeq and is a predicted model, not a curated record. The transcript has 7 exons. NCBI's taxonomy places the organism in Eukaryota, Evosea, Eumycetozoa, Acytosteliales, Acytosteliaceae.
AUGAUUAUUGAUAACUGUGUUCAACAACCAGGUGGAGGUUUCACAACCAACAGCUUGAUCAAAGCACGUUGGACUGUCAUCAAGAAAAUUGGACAGGGUGCAUUCGGUGAAAUCUAUUCAGGAAAGAAUAUCAUCAACAAUGAAUAUGUAGCUAUAAAAGUUGAGAAGAUCGACACUAAGAAACAAGUACUUAAAUUAGAAGUUGCUGUUUUAAAGAAAUUACAAGCAUGUCCAUAUGUAUGUAGAUUCAUAACAUGUGGAAGACAUGGAGAUUAUAAUUAUAUGGUGAUGGAACUUCUUGGUGACAAUCUAUCGGAUCUGAGAAGAAGACAAGUCGAUGGAAAGUUUUCGAUGACUACCACACUGAAGCUUGGUAUUCAAAUGAUUCAGUCACUCGAGGCAGUACAUGAUCUUGGUUAUUUACAUCGUGAUGUUAAACCAUCGAAUUUCGCUAUUGGAUUAGGACCAAAUAAGAGACAUAUUACAUAUUUAAUUGAUUUCGGAUUGAAUCUACUACGCGAAUGCUACACUGAGAAAGGAGGAGUCGACAAUACUCCUUUCGAUUGGGAGCUAACCACAGCCACCACCAACCAAAGCAACACAAGCACUGGAACAUUACAAUUACCAAAAGUAACAUUACCAUCACCAUCAACAGUUGAGGUGGAGGCAAGUAGAUCACGUGAGAAUGACAGUCAGCGUGUAAAUUCCAAACCAAACAAAGAUUCACCACCCAUUGAGAAUGAAACGGGAUCACCUCAACCUCAGAUUCAUCGUAAGGAUUCUGCGAGUGCAUCGGUCAUUGCCGCAUCGUCAGAGGCUGAAAACAAGUCGGGAUCGUGGAACAAUAAGAGCUCACCACGAACCAAAAAAGAUCACGCUGGACAUCAACUGCACAGCGAAGAACCUUCCACCGGUAAAUACAACCAGCAGCAGCAGAAACCGAGCCAUUCAUUGGCACCCAACAACAGCAACAACAACAACAAUCAUAACAACAGCAGUAAUCAGAUAGCACAAAACGAUCAACAAUCUAAAAUCGCAAUUUCAAGCUCACAUUCGAAAUCCAAAGCCAAGUGUUGUGGUGGUAAAUGUACAAUCAUUAGUAAUAGUACUUUUUAA